CUUGAGCUGCAUCUGCGUUUGUACAUCAAGCGUAAAAAAGGACGAUGUCUUGUGUAAAUUACAGUAAAUGGGAUCACAUUGAGAUAUCAGAUGAUGAAGAUGACACACACCCUAACAUUGACACUGGAAGCCUUUUCAGGUGGAGACACCAAGCCAGAGUUGAACGAAUGGAGGAACAAAAGAAAGAAAAAGAUGCUGUAGAAAAAGGAUUGUCUGAGCAACAGAAGAAGGUAAUAGAGCUUAAAGACAAAAUAAAGGCAGCUGAAGAGACAAAGGAUGCAACAGAUCAAAUAUCCAAACUGAAAAUUGACUUGAAACAACUUGAAGAACAAGAAAAGAAAUUUAGAGAAAAAGAAGAGGAAUUGAAGAAAAAGGAAAAGCUUACUCCCUUAAAUAUUGACACAAUUUGUCAUGAUGGGAAGUCAAAAACAGUUAUCAACAAACUGCCGGAGAGGAAGAAAGAUCUCACUGAUGAAGAAAAAGCAGAGAGACAGGAAGAUUUCCAAAAGAAGUAUAAAGAUGACGUCAAGAAGUUUGGAAUGUUGAAAAGGUACGAGGAUAGUCAACAGUUCCUGACAGAAAAACCCCACUUGGUGUGUGAGGAAACAGCCAACUACUUGGUGAUCUGGUGUAUAGACCUGGAGGUUGAGGAGAAACACAACCUAAUGCAUCAUGUGGCUCACCAGACAAUAGUGAUGAAUUUUAUCAUGGAGCUGUCUAAGAACAUGGAUAUUGACCCGAGAGCUUGUGUUCGACCCUUCUUCUCAAAGAUCAAACUUGAGGAACCACAGUAUAUGGAAGCAUUCAAAGAUGAGUUAGAGGCAUUCAAAGAGAGAGUACGAGGAAGGGCAAAGGCCCGCAUUGACACUGCCAUUAAAGAAUAUGAAGAGGAGGAGAGAAAGAAACGCUUAGGUCCAGGAGGAGAGGAUCCUGUGGAGGUUUUUGAAAGUCUGCCAGAGGCCAUGAAGGAGUGCUUUGAAGCCAAGGACAUCCCAAUGCUACAGAAGGUGAUAUCAGAGAUGGACCAUGAGGAAGCAAGCUAUCAUCUUAAGCGCUGCAUAGAUUCUGGUCUGUGGGUGCCGGAGGCAAACAAACAACCAGAUGGAGCAGGGGAGGAAGGUGAGGAGGAGGAAGAGGGUGAAUAUGCAGAGGUCAGUGAUACAUCACAGAAUACAGCCUCUUCAACGACGGAAAAGAAAAGUAUCGAUGAUGUAGACUGAAGAAUAUUAUUUCAAAGACAAAAAAAAUUGUCAUAUACACUGAGAACAAUGCGUAUGAUAUACUGUGAGGAAAAUGAUAAUGACGUUUAAUGUUACUAUUUAAACAAUCAUAUCAGAUUUGUUCCAACAUGUCAGUGAAUUUAGCUGAAACAUUGAUGUCACAAACGAUACAUGGUUUUAACAAAGACAACAAUUUGAGACUAUUUAUGUAGAUCUAGACUUCACACUGAUGUGUGAUUUCUUUGCAACCAUUUAUGUUUGUAUGGAAUAUAUGUUCUGUAGUUCCCAUGCUUAAUAUCAGGAUUUCUACUGCUAGUGUGAAGCUAUGGUCUUGCUUUUAUCUAAUGUCAAACCACUGGAGAUAUGCAGCACCAUAGGGAGACAUCUCAUUAUGUAAAGGAAAAGACACCAGGGGAGAAAAGUUAUGAUGUAAAUGUAGGUGAAAUCAGAAUUGUACUACUUUGUAAACAAUUAAGUAUUGUGUAUGUAUAAAGUUCCAAUUUUGAUUACACAUCUUUAAAGCAU
Messenger RNA from Ylistrum balloti, 1745 nucleotides. RefSeq names its product hsp90 co-chaperone Cdc37-like. Lineage: Eukaryota; Metazoa; Mollusca; Bivalvia; Pectinida; Pectinidae. The record is from RefSeq and is a predicted model, not a curated record. The transcript is spliced from 11 exons. Gene Ontology annotation, biological process: protein stabilization; protein folding. Gene Ontology annotation, cellular component: cytoplasm. Bases 45 to 1220 code for a protein of 391 amino acids. Gene Ontology annotation, molecular function: protein kinase binding; protein-folding chaperone binding; heat shock protein binding.